AAGUCCCGCCCUCCUAGCGCGGUGGACGGGGUCCCGUCGGGGUCACCCCGAGCCGGCUGGCGGGUUCGCCGCUUGAAGCGCGCUCUUAGGUGCCCGAGCGCUCGGAAAUGGCGGCCCCGUCCAUGAAGGAGAGGCAGGCUUGCUGGGGAGCCCGGGAUGAGUACUGGAGGUGUUUAGAUGAGAACGCGGAGGACGCGUCUCGGUGCGAGAAGUUAAGAAGCUCGUUCGAGUCCAGUUGUCCCCAGCAGUGGAUAAAAUAUUUUGAUAAAAGAAGAGACUACUUAAAGUUCAAAGAAAAAUUUGAAGCAGGACAAUUCCAGCCUUCAAAAACAACCGCAAAGUCCUAGGCUGUUCCUGAACUUUUCAGAAUGGUUGAAAUUAUUAUUUCUGACCUUGCAAAAAUGCUCCAUGGACUAUGGGACAGUAGUAGUUUGAAUCAUGGUGAACAACAGGACUGUUCCCACAUAUACAGCUCUUUAAAAUGAUCAACUAAUGGAUUCCAUCAUUCAUACUAUGAAGAAUUGAAAUGGUAUGAAAUAUGCUUAAUUUUAGCAAGAAAGGUAUAUUUCAAGAAAAAUUAAAGCCUAUUAUAAAAACCCAUGUCCUUUUUUUUUUUUUUUUUUUCCGGUUGGAGUAGUAGGUGAAUAUUACACAUCUAAAUACAGGCAUACCUUGGAGAUAUUGCAGAUUCAGUUUUAGAACACUACAAUAAAGCAAAUAUCACAAUAAAACAAGUCAGGUGAGUUUUUUAAAUUUCUCAGUGCAUAGAAAAGUUAUAUACUAUACUGAAAUCUUAAGUGCACAAUAGCUUUAGGUCUAAAAAAAAAUGCCCACACCUUAAAAAAAAUGCCAACCAUCAUCUGAGCUUUCAGCGAGCCAUACUUCUUUUGCUGGUAGAGUGUCUUGAUGUGGAUGGCUACUCAAGGUGGUGGUUGCCAAAGUUAAAAGUAAUGAAGAUGGACUCUUCCUUUCACAAGUGAUUUCUCUUAACACCUUAUGCUGUUUGACAGCCUUUUACCCACGGUAGAAUUUGUUUCGAAAUUGGAGUCCUCUCACAUCCUGCUACUGCUUAUCAACUAAGCUUAGGUAAUAUUCUGAAUCCUUUGCUGCCAUUUCAACCAUCUUCACACCGGGAGUAGGUUCCAUCUCAAGAAACCACUUUGCUCCUCCAUAAGGAAUAACUCAUCCCUUCAAAUUUGAUCGUGAGAUUUGCAGCAACUCAAUCCCAUCUUCAGACUCCAGUUCUCUUACUGCUUCCACCACAGCUGCAGUGACUUCCUCCCCUGAAGCUCUGAACCACUCAGAGUCAUCCAUCGGGGGUUAGAAUUCACUUCUUCCAAACUCCAGUUAAUGCUGAUUAUUUUCACCUCUUCCCAUGAGAGUCAUGGAUGUUCUUCAUGGCAUCUAGAAUGGUCCUGCAUCAGGCUCCCCAUGAGGAGCCUGCUUCUCCCUCUGCCUAUGUAUCUGUCUGUGUCUCAUGAAUAAAUAAAAACUUAAAACUGAGAA
This is a messenger RNA of Nyctereutes procyonoides (raccoon dog), 1506 nucleotides long. RefSeq names its product cytochrome c oxidase assembly factor 6 homolog. Bases 108 to 347 code for a protein of 79 amino acids. Gene Ontology annotation, cellular component: respiratory chain complex IV; mitochondrion. The transcript has 3 exons. Gene Ontology annotation, biological process: respiratory chain complex IV assembly. The record is from RefSeq and is a predicted model, not a curated record. NCBI's taxonomy places the organism in Eukaryota, Metazoa, Chordata, Mammalia, Carnivora, Canidae.